Messenger RNA from Suillus fuscotomentosus, 1251 nucleotides. RefSeq lists its product as uncharacterized. The transcript has 4 exons. The coding region runs from base 1 to 1251 and encodes 416 amino acids. Lineage: Eukaryota; Fungi; Basidiomycota; Agaricomycetes; Boletales; Suillaceae. The record is from RefSeq and is a predicted model, not a curated record.
AUGGCUGCAGCCCAUGGAAGGGAGUUCCUCCUCACCCUCCUCAGUGAACUCUCCUUACUCAUCUUACAAGAGUUCAGUUGCCAAAUCCGCCUAUUCAUUCAUGGUGGUGCAGUGACCCUAUGCUGGCCCAUGGGCUACAACACCUACAAACCCCAGCAAGCGCAGGAACUACGAAACCAUAUCCACAACGCAGUGCACCAUCUGCAAAAGUUAUCUGACACUUUGCCAGAGGAGUCAUCCCACAUGGCGCUGAGCCAAUCAGCCAUGCAGUCGCCUCCUGUGGCAUCAACCACACGCUCUCCUGCUGCACUCUCCUUGUUGCAUACAAUGUCAAGCAGCUUAGCCCCACACUCGUUCUCACAGCUGGCGUUGGCGUCCUCGUUGCAUUCUCUUUACAUGUUGUCCCACAGUGUUUCGCCUCCUGCAUUUAUGGGGGAGUGUAUGCGCCAGUCAUCGACGACCUCUGCACGACAUCAGACCUUUUCACCCGUCUUCGCAUCUUCACCCGCCCUCGCAUCUUCACCCACCCUCGCAUUCUCACCCAACCUCACAUUCUCACCCUCUUGCAAGAUGCUGCAUCAUCCCCAAGGAAUGCCCACACUACCAAGAUUGAAUACAUACAGUGAAUCAGGUACAUUUUAUGUCCUCCAUAUCCAACUCUUCUUUGAUCUCUCCUUUGGCACACUCCAGCGCUCCUCCCUCACCGAGCCUCCAAGUGCUUCGACACCCUCUCACCAGAUGCUGCCCUAUGCCUUCACCUUCGCCAAUUUUAGCACCAGAUGCUGCCCUACACCUUUGCCUUUGCCAAUUCUAGCACCAGACAGUACCACUCAACCUGUCGCCUCAAGCGAUGCAGUAUUGAGCAGCUGUGGCAUCCUCGUUGCAUUCUCUUUACAUGUCGUCCCACAGUGUUUCACCUCCCGCAUUUAUGGGGAGCGUAUGCACCGGUCAUCGAUGACCUCUGCACAACAUCAGACCUUUUCACCCAUCCUCACAUCUUCACCCGUCCUCACAUCUUCACCUGCCCUCGCAUCUUCACCCGCCCUCGCAUCUUCACCUGCCCUCGCAUUCUCACCUGCCCUCGCAUCUUCACCCGCCCUCGCAUCUUCACCUGCCCUCGCAUUCUCACCUGCCCUCGCAUUCUCACCUGCCCUCGCAUCUUCACCCACCCUCACAUUCUCACCCGGCCUCCCAAUCUCACCCGGCCUCGCAUAUUCCCCGCCCUCGCAUCUUCACCCGCCCUCGCCUUAG